UUUGUGUACUGUAUCCUCGGCCAUCUGGAAACACAUCCGAGAGGCAGACAACAAAACGACGACACUCUGGCCCUCAGAGCGUCACUACUGCUAACAAACAACAUCAUUAAUAACAGCAUUGACAGUUCCUCACGAAGAUCAAUCAAUCAAUCAUCUUUGCCCCCAAACUCCGUUCAUCAUGGCGAAAGUGCUCAGUCCAUCAAAGAUGGCACACGUCGUGUUACGGACAGGACAGUUUGACAAGAUGCGCGAGUUCUACAAGGCGUUCCUCGGUGGACAAGCAUCGUACGAGAACGACUUCAUUAGCUUCAUCACAUACGACGACGAGCACCACCGCAUCGCACUGAUCUCGGUUCCCGGAACGGGGCCCAAGAUCCGUACGAGCGCCGGACUCGAGCAUAUCGCCUUCACGUACGAGAGCCUCGCGGAUCUGACGCUGGCAUAUCAGCAGCGGAAAGCGCUGGGCAUCGAACCCGUGUGGUGCGUUAACCAUGGGCCGACGACGUCCAUCUACUACCAAGACCCGGAUGGGAAUCAGCUCGAGACGCAGGUUGAUAACUUCGAUACGGUGGAGGAGGCGACGGCGUUCAUGACGGGGCCUUUCUUUGGGGAGAAUGCGAUCGGGACGGACUUUGACCCUGAGGAGUUGAUCCGCCGGCUCCAAGCGGGGGAGGAUGAGAAGCUGCUCAAGAAGAGGGUCGAAAUUGGCCCGCGGGGGUUGCCGAGUGAGAUCUUUUAAGUGGUUGAGCUGGGCGUGGCUGCGGGGGAUAUCAAACGCCUCAAAUGUGGGGUUUUGGCCUACUGGCCAAAGAGUUGAAAAGUAGGGGGCAGAAUCAGGUCUGUGAUAGUCAAAUGUACCUGUGGAAAACCAUCUUCCCUUCAACUUAUUGUCGUCAGAAUAGUAGGGAUGUACUAUCGAUGUGCUUUCUUGAGAGAACAGUUUGGACUGGCCAGGAAAGGUCAUCCCUGCUUGUGUUGGGAUUCCCUGGGCUCGAGAUUGGUAUUCUCCUGUAUACAUCAUAUGCGAAAUAAUGUAUUUGACAUGCUCUUCGGUGAGGGAUGUCUCAGAGCAAUUCUUCAUAUCGUACAAUUCACUGUGGCGAGAGG
Messenger RNA from Amorphotheca resinae ATCC 22711, 1107 nucleotides. RefSeq lists its product as hypothetical. Lineage: Eukaryota; Fungi; Ascomycota; Leotiomycetes; Helotiales; Amorphothecaceae. The transcript has a single exon. Bases 179 to 739 code for a protein of 186 amino acids. The record is from RefSeq and is a predicted model, not a curated record.